Messenger RNA from Cylicostephanus goldi, 294 nucleotides. The record is from the annotation of a GenBank genome assembly. NCBI's taxonomy places the organism in Eukaryota, Metazoa, Nematoda, Chromadorea, Rhabditida, Strongylidae.
AUAUCUCAACGCAAACGUAAACUGUCGCGAAAUCCGCGACCUCAAGAUAUAGCCGGUUUCGAAGACGAGGAAGAUGUGCAGGAAGCCAUCGAGGAUAACGAAGAAGAAGGAGCAAAAUCGGAUAAUGACGAGGAGCUGCUGUCAGAUGAUGAGUAUUUCAGUGGCUUUGUCAAGUAUAACCGCCAAAAGAAGAUGUAUCGAGCGCCUGAGGAACGUUUGAAGGACUGGGAUGAGGUUUACGAUUUCGAGUCUGUCAGAAGCAAUAUACGCGAGCAAGCUGCAAGGUCUGGCUAG